Messenger RNA from Gastrolobium bilobum, 1702 nucleotides. Its product is annotated as phosphatidylglycerophosphate phosphatase PTPMT1. The transcript is spliced from 6 exons. The record is from RefSeq and is a predicted model, not a curated record. The coding region runs from base 552 to 1532 and encodes 326 amino acids. Lineage: Eukaryota; Viridiplantae; Streptophyta; Magnoliopsida; Fabales; Fabaceae. Gene Ontology annotation, biological process: protein dephosphorylation. Gene Ontology annotation, molecular function: protein tyrosine/serine/threonine phosphatase activity; phosphatidylinositol-4,5-bisphosphate 5-phosphatase activity.
CUUUCCAAUUCAGAGUUUGUUGAGCGAAAGGGCGAUUUUCUGAUUCAACCAAAUCUAGGGUUUGGAAUUCCAAUUCCCAAUUUCCUCUCUUGUCCGAUUCUUUUUCUCUUUUACUUUUCCUUUCCCUUCCGACAAAUUUUCCCUCUCUCUCGCGCGGAUCACGACAAUCCCUCAUCCAUCUUCCUCGCCUCCAUCAAUCCUUUCUCAAAAAUGGUCUCAUUUUCUCGGGAAAAUACCUCUUCCUGUCUUAUCGCCCGAGUUCUUGUCCUAUUCAUCAUCCCUUGUUCGAGUUGUUGCGCAAUUCCGAUUUCCUAGUUUUCCUCGAUCAAUUCCGUGAUCCGCAAAUUGCAAUUUGGGGCAAUUCAUUUUUUUUUUGUUCUGAACAUUUUUUGUGCUUGUUGUAAUAGAGCUGUGGGUAGGAUACGUGAGGGUUUGUGAAAAGUGUAGUUGAUACGUGUUGAAUACUCUGUGCAUAGAUAUCUAUUUGUUAAUUAGGUUUUUUGUAUAUAUCUGGAUAUUGCUGUAAUUGUUUUGUGAUUUGGGAGUGAGUUAUGCAUAUAGAGGAAUUGAAGGGAGGUGAGGUGGGAGAAGGUGGAGAGGAAGGAAGAUCGAGCUUUGUUGGUUACGAUGCCAAAAGGGUUCUUGUUGGAGCAGGCGCUCGAGCGCUUUUCUAUCCGACCCUGUUUUACAAUGUCGUUAGGAAUAAGAUUCAGGCUGAGUUUCGAUGGUGGGAUAAGGUUGACGAGUUCAUAUUAUUAGGUGCUGUUCCAUUUCCUAUUGAUGUUCCUCGCUUGAAGGAGCUUGGUGUUCGCGCGGUCAUCACAUUGAAUGAGUCAUAUGAGACUUUGGUUCCAACCACAUUAUAUUAUGCUCAUGGAAUUGACCAUCUGGUGCUUCCUACUAGAGAUUACUGUUUUGCUCCAUCAUUGCAUGACAUAUGCCGUGCUGUGGACUUCAUACAUGAAAAUGCAUUGUCUGGACGCACUACGUAUGUGCACUGCAAAGCUGGACGUGGUCGCAGCACAACUAUUGUAAUUUGUUAUCUGGUGCACCACAAACUGAUGACACCUGAUGCUGCAUAUGAUUAUGUGAAGUCAAUUCGGCCAAGGGUGCUUCUAGCUUCCUCUCAGUGGCAGGCUGUUCAGGAAUACUACUGCCACCUUAUGGUGAGGAAGGCUGUUGGAUGUGCUCCUGCGGCCAAUCUAUUGGUAAAGGCUUAUGAGGUGGGAGCAGCUUCACGAGAUCUUAUAUUGUUUGAUGACAGUUCUUUAGUUGUGGUAACAGAGUCAGAUCUUGAAGGAUACGACCCAAGUAGUCAAUCAGAAACCAUGACAAGUGAAAUAUGGGCAGAUUUAAGUGUUGUUUACCGGGUGCGAGUUGCUGGACAGGCGGCAUUGGCCAGAAUAUCAUGCCUUUGGCUGCGAUGUGGUACUAACCAGAAGAUUUCUUCGGAGAAACUGAACAGGGAAAGUAGUUGCUCGAUCAGGACUAAUCACUUGGGAGGAAUUAGUGUUGAUAUCCGCGUGUGCUGAAAUAGCAGCCUAAGUUGCCUUUAAAGUUUGACAUGUUUUCCAUGUUCUGAAAUGUAAUAAUUCAUGUUUGGUGGGCCUGAAUAUAUAACUCGUUUUCCUCUCUGUAUAUAUUCGAAUACAAGUUAUGAGUAUUAUACGGGUCAAUCAAUCAAUGCGUCUUUUUUAUAUUG